Chelmon rostratus (copperband butterflyfish) is the source of this 9628-nucleotide messenger RNA. Its product is annotated as piezo-type mechanosensitive ion channel component 2. NCBI's taxonomy places the organism in Eukaryota, Metazoa, Chordata, Actinopteri, Chaetodontiformes, Chaetodontidae. Bases 1 to 8931 code for a protein of 2976 amino acids. The record is from RefSeq and is a predicted model, not a curated record. The transcript is spliced from 54 exons.
AUGGCCUCUGAGGUGGUGUGCGGGCUGGUCUUCAGGUUACUGCUGCCGCUGUGUCUGGCAGCCGCUUGCCUGUUCAGGUACAAUGCCCUGUCCUUCGUCUACCUCAUCUAUCUCCUGCUUAUUCCACUCUUCGCAGAGCCCACGAGCACAACAAUGAAGGGCCACACAGGGCGUCUGCUGAAGUCCCUCUGCUUCACCAGUAUGUCCUUCCUGCUGCUCCACAUCAUCUAUCAGAUUACCGUCAACAGCCUCCUGGCCGGCAAUUCCAUCACCUCCGACUUCAACUGUUCCACAUGGGAGAAAUCCAUAAGACAAAUUGGCUUUGAGAGUGUGAUUGGUGCAGACGCAGGCAACGGCAUCCGAGUGUUCAUUCCUGACAUCGGCAUGUUCGUGGCCGGCUUGGCCAUCUGGCUGCUGUGUCGCAGUCUGGUCCAGAAGAGGCCACCUGAGGACAUGGCCCAAUACAACGCCGACUUUGAAGCAGAGGAACAAGAAGAAGAGGAGAAGCUGAGCCUUGACGACGACAUCCUGCUGGAGGAGGACUUUGAAGCGGGGUAUGAGGCGGAGGAGGAUGAGGAGCUGGACGAGGAGGAGGACGACGAGGAGGAGGAGGAAGAAGAGGAGGUGAAGGAGAGCACCAAGAUGAAGAUCCUGCGGAUCUUGGCGGAGGUUGCAUCCAAAGUGAAGGAGAUUAUCGGGAACUUGAUCACCACUGCUGGGAAGGUGGUGGUCACCAUCUUGUUGGGCUUGACAGGCAUCAUGCUGCCCUCGUUGACCUCGGCCGUUUACUUCUUCAUCUUUCUGUUCCUGUGCACCUGGUGGUCCCUCUGCCGGACCUUCGACACACUCAUCUUCAGCUGCAUGUGUGUCCUGAUGGCCAUCUUCAGCGCUGGACACCUCAUUGUCCUCUACCUCUACCAGUUCCAGUUCUUCCAGGAGUCCAUCCCACCAGGCGACGGCUACAUCAGUGUAUUUGGCAUCUCCCCCAUUGUUCAGACCAACUGCUCCUACACAUGGAAGCUCAUUGUGCACCCGGAGCGUAAGUGGUACCACUUUGUCAACCCCAUCAUGCUGCUGAUUCUCUACUACACCCUGGCCACACUCAUCCGCCUCUGGCUGCAGGAACCCAUCGACCAGCUGACGGACGAGAAGGACGGUGAUAUGUGUGAGGAGGAAGAUCUGGUCGGAAACAGAACAAAUAACUCAGCCAACAGGAAGAGGCAGCUGUGGUGGGAAUCGCGCCAAGGCACAGAUGAGAAAAACCUCCUCUCCACCCAGGAUGGCAUCAGUACAACUGAGGCUGUGCCCACCUCAAACGGGACGUCCUUUGACUUUGUCACAGCUGAGAAUGGACCAGUCUGUCUGGACUUGUACUCCACCCCCCAUUAUAAAAUGGACCAGCCCAGUGACGGUACAGAGAAGAAGGAUGAGUGUGUGUAUGAAGUGUGUUUGCCCCCGGAGGAUUCGGCGCUGGAGGGAGGAGAGGAGAAGUCUGAGGAAGGAGACGGGAUAAAGAAAAGAGGAGUCGGUGCAAUGGUCAAAACCUUCCACUUCAUCAUGAAACAGAGCUACAUCUGUGCUCUCAUAGCAAUGAUGGUGUGGAGCAUCACAUACGUCAGCUGGCUGACGUUCGUCUUCCUCAUCUGGUCGUGCAUGCUGUGGAUGGUGAGGGACCGGAGGCGUUACGCCAUGCUGUCCUCUCCCUUCAUGGUGGCCUACGGCAACCUGCUGAUAGUUCUGCAGUACAUUUGGAGUUUUGAGAACAUGGAUGGAGUCCCAGGGUUCUUUCUCAAGAAAAACAACCCUUUCCACUCACUUUCAUCCAAGGCCCUGUGUCUGCUGAGCUUCUGGCUGCUGCUGAGACAAACGCUCACAGAGAGAUGGGAAAAACAAAAGGAGGACAGCGCUGGUCUCUCAGACGUUCAUGUGGAGGAUCAGAAGAAGAAGGAGGAAGAGGACUCCGAGGAGGGAGGGGAGCAGGACAUCAUGCAGGUUCUGGGAAACAUGGUCAUGGCUCUGCUGGUUAAAUACUGGAUCUACAUCUGUGGUGGCAUGUUCUUCUUCGUCAGCUUCGAGGGAACCAUCGUCAUGUACAAGAUCAUCUACAUGAUGAUGUUCCUCUCCUGUGUGGUGCUCUAUCAGGUCCACUAUGAGUGGUGGCGAAAGAUCCUGAAGUACUUCUGGAUGUCGGUGGUGAUGUACACCAUGCUGGUCCUCACCCUGGUCUACACCUUCCAGUUUGAGAGCUCGUUGCCCUUCUGGUCCAAGGUGACUAGCAUGGACGCAGAGAGCUUGGAGGAUCUGGGCCUGGAGAAGUUUACUGUCUCCAUGCUGUUCACCAGGAUUUUCAUUCCCACAUCCUUCCUGUUGGUGUGUAUUCUCCACAUGCACUACUUCCACGACCGCUUCCUGGAGCUCACUGACCUCCAGGCUGUAGUGGCCAAAGAGGAGAGCACUAUCUACAGGCUGGUGCACCAGGAUGGCAGCCUGGCGGACCUCACCAUGCUCAGCGGCAGCUCGGUGGAGGCAGCGCUGCCCAGAGAGGAGCAGGAGCCGCAGGAGGAGCAGGGGGAGCAGGGGGAGUGGCGGACAGAGGAGAAGGAGCAGGCCCUGGUGGUGGUGAUGUAUGACACCGAUGGGACUGGCGAGAAGCCCAGGAGCUUCUCCGACCCCCGGCAGUCCAGCACAGAGGAGAGCCACCACUGCAGUGCAGGGACGGAGCCGGAGCCGAGCACCGAGCAGAGCUCAGAUCUGAAGAAUAAAUGGCACCUGGUGGUCGACCGUCUGACUGUGCUCUUCCUCAAGUUCCUGGAGUACUUCCACAAACUGCAGCUGUUCAUCUGGUGGCUGCUGGAGAUCCACAUCAUCAAGAUUGUGUCCUGCUACAUUGUCCUGGUCUCUGUCAAAGAGGUGUCUUUGUUCAACUAUGUGUUCCUGGUGUCCUGGGCCUUUGCACUGCCAUACAGCCAGUAUCGGCCCCUGGCCUCCAGUGUUUGCACUGUGUGGACGUGUGUCAUCAUUGUAUGCAAAAUGUUGUACCAGCUGAAGUCUAUAAACCCACCUUCGUACUCCAAGAACUGCUCUAUGCCACAAAGUUACUCAAAGGACCAGAUGAUUGAGAUGAAGGACUCCCUGCUGUAUAAGGAACCUGUGGAACCAGCGCACUGGGUGGGCCUGAAGAAGUCUAAUGACCUGCUGGACUACCUCAGGAACAACCUCUUGAUGCUCGCUCUGCUAGCAUUCGAGGUGACCAUCUACCGCCACCAGAAAUACUACAGACUGAGAAACAAACUGUCGCCUCCCGCUGCCAGGAUUAUCUUCCAUGGCAUCACCCGGCAGCAUCUGGACAUCGGCAUCGUCAGCUUCAUCAAAUACUUCAUCAACUACUUCUUCUACAAGUUCGGACUUGAGACGUGCCUGCUGUUGGUGGUCAAUGUAAUCGGGCAGCGUAUGGACUUCUAUGCCAUGCUUCAUGCCUUCGCUUUGAUAGCAGUCAUGUAUAAACGCAGGAGGAAAGCAAUCGCUGAGAUCUGGCCCAAGUACUGCUGCUUCCUGGCCUGCAUGCUGACUUUCCAGUACUUUGUCUGCAUCGGGAUCCCACCUGCAGCCUGUAAAGACUAUCCCUGGAGGUUUCCUAACUCUACUACAGACUCCAAUGUGGUCAAGUGGCUCUAUGUUCCAGAUUUCCGCACCAGACCCAAUUCAUCGUUCCUCAUCUACGACUUCAUGUUGCUGCUGUGUGCCUCUUUCCAGAGGCAGGUCUUCGACGAUGAGAACAAGGCGGCAGUCCGCCUCAUGGCUGGAGACAACGUGGAGAUCUGCCGAGACCUGGACGCAGCCUCUUUCAGCGUCCACAACCCCGUCCCCGACUUCAUCCACUGCAGGUCCUACCUGGACAUGCUGAAGGUCAUCAUGUUCAGCUACCUGUUCUGGUUUGUCCUCACCAUCAUCUUCAUCACGGGGACCACACGCAUCAGCGUCUUCUGUAUGGGCUACCUGGUGGCCUGCUUCUACUUCCUGCUCUUUGGCGGUGAGCUGUUGCUCAAACCAAUCAAGAAAAUCCUCCACUACUGGGACUUCCUGAUCGCCUACAACAUCUUUGUAAUCACCAUGAAGAACAUUUUGUCUAUCCUGGCUUGUGGCUACAUCAACUCCCUGGUGGUGAACCACUGCUGGUUGAUCCAGUUGUUCAGUCUGGCCUGCACCAUCAAGGACUACAACAUCACCAAGCAAGACCCGUCUACUGACCAGACCUGUGACCUGCCCAGCAACGAGGCCGGCAUCAUCUGGGACAGUAUCUGCUUCGCCUUCCUGCUGCUGCAGAGACGAGUCUUCAUGAGCUACUACUUCCUCCACGUGGUGGCUGAUAUCAGAGCAUCACAGAUCCUCGCAUCCAGAGGGGCGGAGCUUUUCCAGGCCACGAUAGUGAAGGCGGUGAAAGCCAGACUGGAGGAGGAGCACAAGUCUGUGGAGCAGCUGAAGAGACAGAUGGAGCGCAUUAAGGUGAGGCAGCAAAAAUUUAAGAGGGGCAAGGAGAAGAUGCUGAGCAUUGCACAGGAGUCUGGAGAAGGACAGACCCUCGUCCAGCCUGAGGAGGAUGAUGAUGAUGGAGCACAGCGAACGAAAGCCAAGACCAAAAAAAAGCAGUGGUGGAGGCCGUGGGUUGACCAUGCUUCCAUGGUUAGAAGUGGAGACUAUUACUUGUUUGAAACUGACAGUGAGGAGGAGGAGGAGGACGAGGAGAAAAAAGACGAUGAACCACCAAAGAAGUCGGCGUUUCAGCGAGCUAUUGGGAAGUUUGUCUCUGCUGUUCUGGCUUUGCCCAAGUCUAUCAUUAAGCUGCCUAAAACUAUACUACAGUAUGUAGUCAAGGCAGGAAAGUUUCUUUAUCACGCCUGGAUCACCGACCCCAAAGCUGCCCUGAGGGCACGAGGCAAAGAGAAACGCAAAUUUUGGAAAAAAUACACAAAGGGAGUCAGACACAGAAAAAGCAAGAAAGAUGGCCACGUGGCCAUAGAGGUUGGUGAGCUCUCAGAUGGGCAAGAAAAAGGGGAGGAGAACAAGAAGUCUGGUGGUCCAGACAACAUCAUCAAGCGAGUGUUCAACAUCAUAAAGUUCACCUGGGUGCUCUUCCAGACAACGGUGGACAGCUUCACCAAAUGGAUGAACGACAUGUGCAGGGAGUACAUCGACAUCUCCACUGUGCUGCGUAUAGAGCGCUGCAUGCUGACCAGAGAGGUCAAGAAGGGUAAUGUGCCAUCCAGAGAGAGCAUCCACAUCUACUACCAGAAGGCCAUGAGGCUCAACAUGUCCAGACAGGCUAGUAUGGAUCGGCUAAGCGAGGAUGAGUCGGCCUCAGGCUCCACCAGGGUCCGAAGAAGGCGAGGCGGGUACCGCAUGGAGAGCCAGGACUCCACAGCCUCCAGAGACAGCAUAUCCAGUGCCUUCACCGAGGCAACCACACUGUUUUCUCGCCAAUCCACCCUGGAAGACCUCGAUGGCAUGCCUGAGUGCAUUCCCAAAACCAGCGAGCGUGCCAGGCCCAAACUGCGUAAGAUGUACAGCCUGGACGUGUCCAAUUCAUCAAUGGACAGUGGCAGCAGCUUCAUGUCCAGUGAAGCGACCCAGUGCAUCACACUCUACUCCAGACAGGGCACCACAGACACCAUAGAAGAAGUGGAGGAUGAGCAAGAUCAAGGCGAAGACAAGCAGCAGGUUCCCUUGAGAUCCCAACAGCCAGACGAGAGCGAGGGGGCCGAGGGCUGUCUGUGGAGUGACGGAGAACCCAGGGAGAAAGAGGAGGAGGAGGAGGGUGAGGGCCAGGAGGGACUAGAGGAUGUGGAGGAAGAUGAUGAACCAAAGGACCAGGAGAGCAAAGAGAGAGAGCAGGUUCCCUGGGAGUCCUUUGGCCCAGAUGAGGGCCCCUCCCUCAGGCCAGAGGAAGCAGAGUCUGCACCCUCUGCCCAGGAGAAGGAGAUCUCUGAAAGUGAGGAUGGGGGAGGACAGCAGGACUUCAUGCAGACAGAGGGGAGAGCAGGACUCCUCUACACGCCUGAUACAGAUGCUUCCAAAACGUCUGACGCCGACGUGCCUCCCAGCUACAGCAAGGCGGUCAGCUUUGACCGUCUGGAAGUUAGCGAUGACGAGAGUGACAUGGACAGGAAGAGGCGUAUGAUUAUGACCUCUGACAGCCGCUCAGACAGCAGGUCAGACAUCAUGCUGCCCUCGAUGACCACUGAGCUGACGGCCAGCGAACUGCUGCUCAACAAGAUGUUUUAUGACGACGAGCUGGAGCAGUCAGAUAGAUUCUACCAAAGGCAGCCUCUGAUCCUCCAGCUCUGCUACGCCCUCUACAACAUGCUCGUGGCCCAUUCAGAGAUGGUGUGCUACCUGGUCAUCAUCAUCAACCACAUGGUGUCGGCCUCCUGCGCCACCCUGGUCCUCCCCAUCACCAUCUUCCUCUGGGCCAUGCUGUCAGUGCCGCGGCCCAGCAAGCGCUACUGGAUGACUGCCAUCAUCUAUACCGAGGUCACUAUCGUCGUCAAGUACUUCUUCCAGUUUGGCUUCUUCCCCUUCAACCAGAACAAGAUGGAUAAGAACAAACCAUAUCACCCUCCCAACAUCAUCGGUGUGGAGAAGAAGGAUGGUUACGUCCACUACGACCUGGUCCAGUUACUGGCUCUCUUCUUCCACAGAUCCAUCCUGAAGUGUCAUGGUCUAUGGGACGAGGACGACCCCAAAGAAAAGGAAAAGAGAGAGGCGUCUCGUCAGAGUGAGUCGGAGGACGAGGGAAAAGACAAAGAGGAGCACGAGCAGGAGUCUGAACCCGCCUCCUCAGUGAUCAGUGAAAGGAGAGGCUCCACUCACACCUUGAGAUCCCUGAACUUUGGGACCUCCAUUGAUUCAGGACAAGUCCAGGUGCACUUCCCGCAGCAGCAGACCUUCCAGCGUCGCAAGAGCUCCAGCGGAGGCUCGCACAUUUCUCACCGAUCUCUCCACUCUUCUGCAAGGUCCAAGAGAGGAAGCACCGCUUCCAAAAACAGCAGCCGCAAGGACGGCAGCGAGGCCAGCGUCCAUCAGAAGACCCGCAAACAGAUGAUCAUGGAGAAGCUGAGGGAGCAGCUCUUCAAAGGAAAAGCUUUCGUCAUAAAACGUUUCAUGGAGCUCUACCUUCCAAUGAGGCAGUUCUUCCAUAACUUGAUCCAUCCAGAGUACAGCGCGGUCACAGACGUCUACGUUCUGAUGUUCCUCGCCGACACGGUCGACUUCAUCAUCAUCGUGUUUGGAUUCUGGGCGUUUGGUAAACACUCAGCGGCAGACAUCACGUCGUCUCUGUCGGAGGAUCAGGUGCCGGGACCGUUCCUGGUCAUGGUCUUGAUCCAGUUUGGCACCAUGGUGGUGGACCGCGCUCUCUACCUCAGAAAGUCCGUCAUGGGCAAGGUCAUCUUCCAGGUCAUCCUGCUCUUUGGCAUCCACUUCUGGAUGUUCUUCAUCCUGCCAGGAGUCACAGAAAAGCGUUUCAGCGAGAACAUCGUCGCUCAGAUGUGGUAUUUUGUCAAGUGCAUCUACUUCGGGCUGUCAGCCUAUCAGAUCCGCUGCGGUUAUCCCACCCGUGUUUUGGGAAACUUCCUCACCAAGAGCUACAAUUAUGUCAACCUCUUCCUGUUUCAAGGUUUCCGCCUGGUGCCGUUCCUGACGGAGCUGCGGGCAGUGAUGGACUGGGUUUGGACCGAUACCUCGCUGUCUCUGUCCAGCUGGAUCUGUGUGGAGGACAUCUACGCUCACAUCUUCAUCCUCAAAUGCUGGAGAGAGUCUGAGAAGAGGUAUCCGCAGCCGCGAGGCCAGAAGAAGAAGAAGGUGGUAAAGUACGGGAUGGGAGGCAUGAUUGUGGUGCUGCUGAUCUGCAUCGUCUGGUUCCCGCUGCUCUUCAUGUCCCUCGUUAAAUCUGUAGCCGGAGUCGUCAACCCGCCGCUGGAUGUUUCGUUUGAAAUCACCCUGGCUGGCUUUCAGCCCAUCUUCACCAUGAGCGCUCAGCAAAAUCAGCUGCAGGGUGUGACACCAGAUGAAUAUAAAGCAUUUUCGGAUAGAUACAGUAAUAAAGACGAGGCCUUGCAGUGGCUGGAGGGCUACAUCAAUGAGGACCUGUACAUCGCAAAGCUGAAAGGCAGCUCCAACUCUCUGUGGACCAUCAGUCCACCCAGCAGGAGCAACCUGAUAGAAAUGUUGGGCUCCGAGGAGGAAUUCCUCAUCACCGUGUCCUGGUCCGUGCAAAGAAACCAAAGUCUUGGUGCCAAGGCCGAAACAGCAUCUGGAAAACGAGUGACGGUUCUCGACCAAAGCACCAAGCAGAACCUCGCAACGCUCCUAAACACAACAGGGGGCAACUCAGGAGUGAUCCUGAAGGACAUCUUCCCUCGUUACAUUCGCGCCCCCAGUGACUCCGACGCCAAGCCUGUUUUGCAGCUUUAUAAAGAUGAAAAGAUGUUUGACAUAUCCUUGACCUUGAAGCGGACUAUUAACGCCAUGGAUCAGACCCAGGAAUGGUGGAUCGUCAACCAGACAGAGGGCAGCCCGAUAGCAAUGAGGUCCCAGACAUACAAGGAAGACACUGGACUGGAGCUCUACGUAUUCAGCGACCAAGUCAGCCCCCCCAGUUUGGGCUUUCUGGCCGGAUAUGGGAUCAUGGGCCUGUACGCGUCUGUGGUUCUGGUCAUCGGCAAGUUUGUGCGCGAGUUUUUCAGCGGCAUCUCCCACACCAUCAUGUUCGAGGAGCUGCCCAACGUGGACCGCAUCCUCAAGCUGUGCACCGACAUCUUUCUGGUCCGAGAGACGGGGGAGCUGGACCUGGAGGAGGACAUGUACUCCAAACUCAUCUUCCUCUACCGCUCGCCAGAGACUAUGAUCAAGUGGACCAGAGAGAAAACCCAGUGACGCUCAGCGAGGGGACGUUAACCAGUGAGGGCGAGCCGGAGCUGUUCGGACAGGAGCCGCUCAGGAUGGUCGCAGCUGUUUCGGCCCAUUCGCCUGCUGAGGGAGCACGAAGCGCCGGAGGAGCAGCUCUGUCCUCCCCAGCCGAGCUCUGACAGCGGUGACACAGUGUUAGCUCCACACUGAAACACUUGUUUGAGUUAUAAACUGGUAUUUUCUACUAUUUACUGACAAAAAACAACAAUUUCUGUCAUAUUAUUAAUAGAUGAGGACAAAUUUGCCGGUGCUGUAUUUAUUUUGGCACAGUUUGGCAUCCAGUGGUUAAAACAAGCGGCUGGUGUUCAGUUGGAGACGGAGAAAUCCUGUAGGGUCAAGUUUCUUAAGUUAUAAAAAGUGCUAUCUCUAAUAUAAAGGUAAGUUUUUAAACACAAAUGCCCCGAAGCCUCACCGCUCUUCAUUCCCGCCUCUAACAUUUUCGCAGGGAGGCGAAGGGAAGCUCGACCCGAAUGAGACAUUAAUCUUUAAGGGCUUCGCACCAACAGACGAGUGCACAACAGUAACCACAUGAGCACAACCUCGUAUUUCCUCCAACUGGAACGUUCGGAUCGUGGGACUGUGCAAUAUUGAGCUCUCGUUCCUUCAAGUUUUCAAAGGAUGUAGGCUGAGGGAAGAGGCCGGCUCUGACAGAGAAACAUGAACA